AUGUCUCUGCAGUUAUUCGGUUCCCCCGACGGAUCUGUGCUUUCGCUAGUUAGCAAUCUCAAAGUCUCCAUUGCUGCUGCUGUGUUUUCUCCCGGCUUGCAAUUGGAGGUUGAUACUGAAGGCAAAUCAAAAUUGGCUUUGCAGGUGAGCAACAGUGGUUUCGAACUUAUUGAACCCAACGCAAUUGUGAAAUAUCUUGCUGCUACUAAGAACGGCAACAAUUCUGUUUUUGGAAACCACGAACUUAUCGAUAAGGACGAAAAGAUCCUGUAUCCUGCUCUGAAGUCGAACCAGAUCGACCUUAGCAUCUUGUCUCAGAUUGGAUCAAUCCCCUCUGCCAACGCAGAGGAUGUUUCCCAAAUCAUUAUCUUCUCUUCGCUGUAUCCUCUUUUGAGCAAACAAACUGACACUGAGCUCUCUGGUUGGUUCAAGACGUUCUCUGAAAUUCCUGCUGUGGCUAAGGGCAUAAGCCAUGCAACUAAGGGUCAUGGACCCCAAAGGGUUCCAGAGAAGAACACUGGCAAAGUGAAUGUCGUUGAAGGAUGUGCUGUUGUUCAUUCGGAAGGAAAAUUGAAACCUAAACCAAAUGAAAGAAACAUUUUGAUUACUUCUGCACUUCCAUAUGUGAAUAACGUGCCCCACCUGGGAAAUAUCGUGGGUUCAGUCUUGUCUGCUGACAUAUACGCCCGCUACUGCAAGCGCAGAAACUACAAUGCGAUAUACAUCUGUGGUACUGAUGAGUACGGAACUGCUACGGAGACCAAGGCUUUAGAAGAUAAAGUCACUCCCCAAGAGCUCUGUGACAAAUAUCAUGCUGUUCAUUCUGAUGUCUACAAAUGGUUCCAGAUUGGGUUUGAUCACUUCGGAAGAACGACUACGCCAAAGCAAACCGAGAUUGCACAGGAGAUGUUUUUGAAACUGUACAAUAAUGGAUACUUGGAAGAGAAAGUCAUGAAACAACUUUUCUGUCCCGUCCAUAAAGGGUUCCUAGCUGACAGAUAUGUUGAAGGUGAAUGCCCAAGGUGCCAUUAUGAAGAUGCUAGAGGAGAUCAGUGCGACAAGUGUGGCAACUUGCUUGAUCCAUUUGAGCUUAUCAACCCUCGCUGCAAACUGGAUGGGCACACCCCAGAACCCAGAGAAUCCAACCAUAUUUUUAUAUCGCUAGAUAAGCUGGAGCCGGAGGUUAGAAAGUGGAUUGGCGAGGCUUCGGAAAAGGGCAAGUGGUCCAAGAACUCGAAAACAAUUACAAAUUCCUGGCUCAAAGAAGGACUGCAACCGAGAUGUAUUACUAGAGAUUUAACUUGGGGAACUCCUGUGCCACUCAAAGGAUUUGAGAACAAAGUUCUUUACGUUUGGUUUGAUGCUCCAAUCGGCUAUAUCUCUAUCACGGCGAACUACACCGAUGAGUGGAGGGAUUGGUGGCAAAACCCAGAGCACGUUCAGCUUUACCAGUUCAUGGGCAAGGAUAAUGUGCCAUUCCACACGGUUGUGUUCCCAUCUACAGAGAUUGGUACCAAGGAAAAAUGGACUAUGCUGCACCAUUUGAACACAACCGAAUAUUUGCAGUAUGAAGGAGGCAAGUUCUCCAAAUCUAGAGGUAUUGGUGUUUUCGGUAACAAUGCCGAGGCUACUGGUGUGUCUCCUUCUGUCUGGAGAUACUACUUGGCAUCUGUGAGACCAGAAAACCAAGACUCCCAAUUCUCUUGGUAUGAGUUCGUCACCAGAAACAACAGCGAGCUUUUAGCAAACUUGGGAAAUUUUGUCAACAGAUUGGCUAAGUUUGUUAUUGCCAAAUACAACGGAGUGGUGCCUUCUUUCAGGACUGAGGACUGUCCAGUAUACCCUGAACUUUUGAAGGAUUUGAACUCUCUUGUGAAAACAUAUGUUGAUGACAUGGAGACAGUACAUCUAAGAAAAGGCUUGGAGACCGCUAUGAUGAUCUCCGCUAGAGGCAACCUGUUUUUGCAAGAAAACAAAUUGGAUAACUCCUUAUACAACGAUUUCCCAGAGAAGAGCGACGCGGUUGUUGCUAUCGGACUUAACAUUGUGUAUUUGGUUUCUGCUGUUAUCGCUCCAUAUAUGCCUGAGACAAGCAAGCAAAUAGAGGAAAUUUUGAGAGUUCCCGAGCUCAAAAUUCCGGAUGAGUUUGGUUUGUGGAUCCAACCUGGACACUGUAUUGGAAAGGCCCAAUACCUGUUCAAGAGAAUUGAUGAGAAAAAGAUUGAUGAGUGGAGAAAUUUGUAUGGAGGCCAACAGCAAAAAUGA
Molecule: messenger RNA, 2265 nt
Organism: Ogataea parapolymorpha DL-1
Lineage: Eukaryota; Fungi; Ascomycota; Pichiomycetes; Pichiales; Pichiaceae
Product: Methionine--tRNA ligase, cytoplasmic
Exons: 1
Coding region: 1-2265 (754 amino acids)
Biological process (GO): methionyl-tRNA aminoacylation
Cellular component (GO): cytosol; aminoacyl-tRNA synthetase multienzyme complex
Molecular function (GO): methionine-tRNA ligase activity; ATP binding
Source: RefSeq, a predicted model, not a curated record